CAAAAGACAACAAAAUCUAUGAUUUUAAUACUAAUAUAAAUGCUACCAUAUCAGCUGUACAAACUAAAAAGCUUAUACAAAAACUUAAAGAUACAACUCAAACAAUCCUGCAAUUUCCAAUUCUACAACAAAAAGUACAUACUGAAGAAGUACCAACUACACCUUCAUCUCUCUUUCAUAUUCAUACCUGCCCAGCAUGCAACCAA
Dentiscutata erythropus is the source of this 206-nucleotide messenger RNA. The record is from the annotation of a GenBank genome assembly. Lineage: Eukaryota; Fungi; Glomeromycota; Glomeromycetes; Diversisporales; Gigasporaceae.